AUGCAAAGGCUGAUAAAGAACAACGGCGAGUAUUCACAUUUGGUGUCGUGGUCGUCAUCAGGCGACUCGUUUCGUAUCCACGAUAAUUAUUUAUUCUCCCAAGUGGUCCUUCCGCGUUACUUUAGACACGACAAGUGGUCAAGCUUUGUCCGCCAACUUAACAUGUACGACUUCCACAAACUUCCUGAUUGCGAUCCAAGGGUAGAUACUUCUAGUAACGAUGUAUCAUCCGACGCUCAAUCAACGAUCAAAUCAUCUGUCUGCGACUUCAAGCACCAGUUUUUCCACCGCGAUCGAUUCGAUGAGCUCUACAAGAUCAAACGCAAACCCACACGAGACCAACGUCGCUACUAUUUCCAUUACGUCAACAUUGAUCAUAUGCCCGAUACCCAUUGA
Molecule: messenger RNA, 396 nt
Organism: Lichtheimia ornata
Lineage: Eukaryota; Fungi; Mucoromycota; Mucoromycetes; Mucorales; Lichtheimiaceae
Exons: 2
Coding region: 1-396 (131 amino acids)
Biological process (GO): regulation of DNA-templated transcription
Molecular function (GO): sequence-specific DNA binding; DNA-binding transcription factor activity
Source: RefSeq, a predicted model, not a curated record